Messenger RNA from Malaclemys terrapin pileata, 1290 nucleotides. It is a transcript of the gene IFI6, whose product is annotated as interferon alpha inducible protein 6. The record is from RefSeq and is a predicted model, not a curated record. NCBI's taxonomy places the organism in Eukaryota, Metazoa, Chordata, Testudines, Emydidae. The coding region runs from base 138 to 539 and encodes 133 amino acids. The transcript has 5 exons. Gene Ontology annotation, cellular component: membrane; mitochondrion. Gene Ontology annotation, biological process: apoptotic signaling pathway.
GGGAUAAAAAGGGGCAGUUGGAUGGGUUGGGUCCUGUAGCAGCUACAUCCUGAUCUGCAGGGAGGCUGCUUGUCCUCGGCUCCACUGGGUACAGCUGUGCAAGGUGCCUCUGAGGAAGACAACCCCCCUCGGGCGCCAUGUGGCGGCAAUCUCAGCUUCUCUUCCUGCUGUGUCUGGUUCUGUCCAGCGGCUCUGCUGACAAGUUUACAGAUGAUGAAGAGGAUAGCUGCACAUUAAUAGAUGCUCUCCCGUACGUGGUCGUGGGAGGAGCUGCUCUGAUGUACGCGGGACCAGCCGUGCUGGCUACGCUGGGGUUCCAGGCCACCGGCAUAGCAGCCAACUCCGUGGGUUCCUGGCUGAUGAGCUGGUCUGCCAUAAGUUCGGGAGGCGGUGUGCCUGCAGGGGGAGUCGUGGCCACGCUCCAGAGCCUCGGAGCUCAAGCAGGCAGCGUGGCCUGGGGGUCGGUCGGCUCCAAGCUGGGCUACACCGUCCACCAGAACUUCAUCUGCGGCAAGAAGCAGAAGUCCAAGAAGCAGUAAUCCCCCUCCCCCUGCAGCUCUCCUCUCGCCGGCUGUCGGGAAAGCUGCCUCUGGGCUCGCCAUACCGAGCCUGGGCAUAGGCGUAGUUUGACUUCUGUAUUUGGGGGAAGGGGUUUGAUGCAAUUCUCCAGGGAUUUGCUCUAAUUCCUACUGAAAUCAAUAGGUGUGUUUGGCCAGGUCUACCCUACCCAUGUACUGUGGUAUAACUACGUCACUCAGGUGUGAAAAAUCCACACGCCUGAGCAACAAAGCUAUACCAGCCCCCCGGGCAAUCUGGGUGUGGGCAGCUUGGUGGGGUGUCUGGAUGCAGGAGAGAUCUGGAUGCAGAGGGGCUUGUUGGGGGAUUCCAGGUGCAGGGGGAAUGGGACACUGUGGGGAGGGGGGUCCAGGUGAAGGUGGUUGGGGCACAGCAGGGUGGGUCUGGGUGCAGGGGGGCAUCUGAAUGCAUGGGGGGUUGGGUGGACCGGGGGAGGGCAGCUCCCUGCACAGUGACCCCUCCUCCCCUUUCCGCCCCCCGUGGCUGAGGAGCGAUCGGGGGCAGGUAGUGGGGGGUGGGGAAGCAGCUUUGGAGGGAGGGGGUUGCCAAAGGUGGUUGGUGCAACCGUUAAAUGGUUCCCCCAAAGAAAGCGACUGAACAGACUGUGGCUAUGGGGUUUAAUCCUUUCUGGGCUGGGGAGUGGGAGACCGGCCAGCAACCUACAAGAGGCUGCAGAGGAAAAAUAAAAAAUAAAAAAACGUUUGCAGCCAGGAA